This is a messenger RNA of Alternaria atra, 1809 nucleotides long. RefSeq lists its product as uncharacterized. The record is from RefSeq and is a predicted model, not a curated record. NCBI's taxonomy places the organism in Eukaryota, Fungi, Ascomycota, Dothideomycetes, Pleosporales, Pleosporaceae. The transcript is spliced from 5 exons. Bases 1 to 1809 code for a protein of 602 amino acids.
AUGGUUUCGAAGCGAGCAGCAAACAAGCGAAAACGGACCUCGAACACUCCCGUCCGAAACAAGCGACGUCGAAUAACACAGCUCGCCCACACCAACGCCUCUGAACCCCAUCGAGAUCAUGGGCCUACUAGCGAAAUAUUCUGGGCGGCGAGAAGGAUCCUGAAGGACAAUGGAUCGUGUUAUCUGGUCGAAUGGGAGGGCAUCGACCCAGGGACGGGACGUCCGUACGAGCCGACGUGGGAACCGCACGAUUUUGUCACUCCAGCCCUAGAAGCAGAGUGGGAGGAGAUCAUCGCUGCUCGAAGCACCGUUACAGGACAUACCCGCAGUCAAGCCCAAUCGUUUGAAGAAGCCGAUAAUCGAAUGCAGCCCUUGAGCGGAUCGCCGGGACUAGUGACGUCUGGGCAACCUCCGACGAAGAGGGUACCUCAAUGUCAAAGCGUCCCGACAGCUUUUCCGCAGCAAAUGCAUCAGUCACAGCGUAGUUCCAGUUCGCUCUCCCUAGAGUCACAGCAAAGUGCGUGUGCGUUAGAGGAUAGGAACUCGUAUACGUGCGGUGUUAUACUUGCUAGGCAGAACAACGUCAAUUUGACACUCAGUACUACGACUACACUGGAAGAAACAUCGGGCUCGAACCAGCGGAACCCAGCUAUCGCGAGAGGUUCUGGCCAUACAGAUGAAGAUUUGAGCGCUACGGAUCCGGCCGCGCUGGGUUUGCGACACGGUCUACAUGCUCAGUCUUCGGCUUGCAUCGAGAAGGUCGGUAGUGUUGGCAUUAUGCAACUAUCGUCGCACCCUGAUCCUGUAGGGAAGCUCCAGGACGCAGGAUGCAAGGAAAGUGAGCUCCCGGAGAACCCAAGUCAGGAAGGGCUAGAGCCAUUGGAGCUGGCUAGGCGGGAGCUACCAAGAGCCCAUGCUUGUACGCUUGAAGAGAAAGGUUUACCUACGUCUGCAUUGCUCACAACCAGGAAGCCCUUGGAGACACAACAACAGCAAGAAAUGCAGGGCGAGCUGGAGAUCCUGGGGGCCAUGCCGUCCGCACCCGCCAAUGAAGUUGUUCACAAAGAGCCGGAGCUUCAAGCAGAAGCCGAAGUGGUGUCUUAUACAAAGACGUGGAGGGAACCCGUUCUCGAAAAAGCCACACUUGUUCUACUGCUAGGCGGGACGGUCGAGGAGCAAAGCCAGGCACUGGUGAGUUCAGAACGAUCACCAGGACGACUUUCCAAAGAUUGCUGGACUCAUGAGAAGGCUGUGAUACAACAUGCACCGGCCGAGCCCGACGUAAGCGAUGAGCCCACAAGGCUUUUAGCACGGUCCGAGCGGUCAAUAUCAUCAUCUUCAGAACAGAGCGAGUCCAACCUGCAGAACCUCAAAUCGCGCGCAGAUACUCUACCUGUUUUAGCAAUAGACCGUACACUGGUUGCACCCUCGGCGUUAUCCUCACAGCUAGGGUUGAGGCUAGAUACUAAGAUCACAGCCGGGCAGGCGUUUGCCAAGCAGGCAGAAGAUUGCGCAGCUGUACUAUACCGCUUCAACACCGUCGAUGCCGUACCCGAGGUCGUGCAGCGUGUGCGUGAGCGCUAUUUCAGAGCGGCUAUAGAGGCAGCUUGGACUCAGCCUCGUUGCGGAGACCGUCCGGUCGGCGGUCGGCUUGGUAGUAAUACACACGUUGCUAUACCGUUUCACUGCGACUACGGCUACAACGUCUCUAUUGGCGACAAUGUCAUAAUCGGGCCUGAUUCCCAAUUACUUGAUUCAGCCAGGAUAAGCAUUGGAAGAAACACCAAGAUUGACGGGCUACGGCCUUGA